GUUGUGAACCAGCCCGCGCCAGACCAGGCUCGACUAUCUGGCGCGGUCCCGCUGAUCCAGGAGCCGCCGGAUCACGUGACAGCUCACAUGAUCCUGCCGCGCGCUCCACCGAGGGUUCCAAGGUGACGCAGCUGCAUUCGUUCCGAGGCAACAAUCAGUAGCUGAAGAAGAUGGAUAUCAGAGGUGCUGUGGAUGCUGCAGUUCCUACAAAUAUAAUUGCUGCAAAAGCUGCUGAAGUUCGGGCAAAUAAAGUCAACUGGCAAUCUUAUCUACAGGGGCAGAUGAUUUCCAAUGAAGAUUGUGAGUUCAUUAAAAAGUUUGAAGCUGCUCGUUCAGAAGAUAAACAGCGGAUACUGGAUAAUGAGGGCCAUCAGUGUGCCAAAACCUUUUUAAAUUUAAUGACACAUAUUUCCAAGGAGCAAACUGUGCAGUACAUCUUGACACUGAUUGAUGACAUGUUGCAGGAAAACCACCAACGAGUCAACAUUUUUUUUGAUUAUGCCAAAAAAACUAAGAACACUGCUUGGUCAUACUUCUUACCAAUGUUGAAUCGACAGGAUCUAUUUACUGUUCAUAUGGCAGCAAGAAUUAUAGCAAAGCUGGCUGCUUGGGGCCGUGAAUUGAUGGAAGGAAGUGAUCUGAACUAUUAUUUCAAUUGGAUUAAAACUCAGUUGAGUUCCCAGAAGUUGCGUGCUGUAGGGUCUGAACCAGGAACUGUUUCUGCCAGUGAGAGUUCCCAAUAUGUGCAGUGUGUGGCAGGUUGUCUACAGCUGAUGCUAAGAGUUAACGAAUACCGUUUUGCUUGGGUAGAGGCUGAUGGGGUGAACUGCAUUAUAGCUGUUAUAAACAAUAAAUGUGGCUUCCAGUUACAGUAUCAGAUGAUAUUCUCCUUCUGGUUAUUGGCCUUUAGUCCACAAUUAUGUGAACAUCUACGCAGACUGAACAUUGUCCCAGCUUUGUCCGAUAUUCUUCAAGAGUCUGUGAAAGAGAAAGUAACCAGGAUCAUCCUGGCAACAUUUAGGAAUCUUCUGGAGAAAUCUGCAGAAAGGGAAACUCAUCAGGAAUAUGCACUUGCAAUGAUUCAGUGCAAAGUUCUUAAACAGCUGGAAAACCUUGAACAGCAGAAAUAUGAUGAUGAAGACAUUGCUGAUGACAUCAAAUUUCUUUUGGAAAAGCUUGGAGAAAGUGUCCAAGAUCUUAGUUCCUUUGAUGAAUACAGCUCUGAACUGAAGUCAGGACGUCUGGAAUGGAGCCCUGUUCACAAAUCAGAAAAAUUCUGGCGCGAAAACGCUGCAAGAUUGAAUGAAAAAAAUUAUGAAUUGCUGAAGAUUUUAACAAGGCUUUUGGAAGUCUCUGAUGACCCUCAAGUCUUGGCUGUCGCUGCACAUGAUGUGGGUGAAUAUGUGCGUCAUUAUCCUCGAGGAAAACGUGUAAUUGAACAGCUUGGAGGCAAACAACUUGUAAUGAACCAUAUGCAUCAUGAAGAUCAGCAAGUUCGGUACAAUGCACUUUUGGCAGUACAGAAACUGAUGGUCCACAACUGGGAGUAUCUUGGAAAACAACUUCAGUCAGAACAACCCCCAACUGUCACCACAAGAAGCUGAAUGUUAGCAUGGCUUUGCAGUGUGCUGAAAGUGUGCUUUCUUUGGUAGUUUAGGCUAUAAGAAAUUGUUUCUCUGGAUAUGUUGAACUAAGCAUAUAAUAUAUUAAUGGAUAAUGCUGUUUUCAUACAUCAACAUGCUACAUUUAUUAGAAGUGUAAUUUAUUUAGAAAAAAGUAUGUAGAUCCUGAUUAAAUAAAACAUGUUACUGUAUUUGGCAGGAAUGUAAGUGAUUUGAGGAACCUGAAGAUUUGUUGCUUGAGUUAGUUCAUUGUUAUGAUUUUGCAACGUUUCAGUAAAAAGUAACUGCACCAUAUAAGCAGAUUAUCAGCCGUAUAUCAAAGGUCAGUGCUGUCUGUAUCUUUAUGAUUAUCAUAAAUUCCAAUAUAAUAAAUUAUUCAUCGUU
Messenger RNA from Amblyraja radiata (thorny skate), 2006 nucleotides. It is a transcript of the gene atp6v1h, whose product is annotated as ATPase H+ transporting V1 subunit H. The record is from RefSeq and is a predicted model, not a curated record. Gene Ontology annotation, biological process: proton transmembrane transport. Gene Ontology annotation, cellular component: vacuolar proton-transporting V-type ATPase, V1 domain; lysosomal membrane. Gene Ontology annotation, molecular function: proton-transporting ATPase activity, rotational mechanism. The transcript has 14 exons. The coding region runs from base 171 to 1604 and encodes 477 amino acids. NCBI's taxonomy places the organism in Eukaryota, Metazoa, Chordata, Chondrichthyes, Rajiformes, Rajidae.